This is a messenger RNA of Arabidopsis lyrata subsp. lyrata, 2804 nucleotides long. RefSeq lists its product as uncharacterized. Lineage: Eukaryota; Viridiplantae; Streptophyta; Magnoliopsida; Brassicales; Brassicaceae. The record is from RefSeq and is a predicted model, not a curated record. Bases 501 to 1457 code for a protein of 318 amino acids. The transcript has 2 exons.
GUGUUGUAAGCAAGCUUGUUCUCACUGUAGGAUUUACACUUUUACAGCGGAGGAGAAGAAUUAAAAAAAAAACUAGGGUUGAAAGAUGAAACCUGAUAUAGAAAGAGGAUAAGAAGAAGAAGUGACGCGUGGACGGUUGUGAUGCAAAGUUAAAGGAACGGUCAAGAUUAAAACACGAGAAUGCUGGCGUUUAAAAGAAGAUGACGACUCUCAUACUUUUCUGUUAUCGAAUAAUUGUUGAAGUCUUAUUUUUUCCUCUUUCCAGAAUUCUCUAGAACUCUCUAGAACCUUUGAUUCACCCUCUGUGAAGGACGUUGUUCUUGCAAGUGGUUGAUGAACAGAUCGUAAUUUAUCAUUAUCAAAGGUAUCAGAGCUAAGACAAUCCUCGGAAAUGGUGGUAGCAACUCACGCUCAGGAGAUCGCCGCGGCGAGGGAUGAGAAAGCACCCGUAACGGAGGAAACGACGGAAUCGCGCUUUGAGAAGAUUGAAAAUAAGCUCGAUGCUCAGAACGCGAAGAUUGAGAGGCAUAUCCGAGAUGUUUGAAGAGAUCAAUAUGCUCUCUGCAUCGAAACAGUCAUACCCACCGGAGCAUCAGCAGACACCGCGUUUCUCUUCUGCUUCAGCGUCAGAUUUUGAAACCGGACGUCGAUCUGGUAACGCUUCUCAUUAUAAUACGGUGAGGAGACUGGGUAAGUUGGAUUUCUCUAGGUUUUGUGGUGAUAGAGUGCAGGACUGGUUAUUCAAGGUGGAGCAGUUCUUUAAAGUGGAUCACACACCCGAUGAUUCAAAAAGUUCAACGGUGUCUAUUCACUUAGAUGGGUUGGCUGCUCAAUGGCAUCAAAACAUGUUAGCAGAUGAAGAGAACGUGUUAGAUUGGCCUACAUACAGAUCGCGAGUGAAGGAGAGGUUUGAAGAGGUUUGUGAGGAUCCGAUCUCAGAGUUAAAGAAGUUACAGGAGACGGAGGGCAUUGUGGAGUAUCAUGCAAAGUUUGAAGCAAUCAGAACUCGAGUAAGGCUUCCAGAAACUUAUUUAGUAAGCGCUUAUUUGGUUGGUUUGCGCCUUGACACUCAGAUGCAUAUAAGGAUGUUUGAACCACAAUCUAUAAGGCAAUGCUUGAUGUUGGGGAAGCUCUAUGAAACAGCACACCCACACAAAAGUUCUGGCAAUUCUUGGGUGGCAAACAGGUCAACAAAUAAAGGUCAUGUGCCCUUCAAGAAGAACACAGAGCAACAGGUUACUAAAACCGCCUUCCAAGAGAAGACUCGUGACCAAGUUCAGCCACGACGUUUCUUGUCGACAGAGGAGAUGAGUUCAAGGAGGGCUAAGGGCUUAUGCUACUUCUAUGAUGAGAAGUAUACCCCUGAGCACUACAAAACCCACAAGAAAGCUCAGUUGUUUAUUCAGGACGUGGAUGAAGGGAUGGAAGAGGUUUUCUUGGAUGCAGAAGAGGGUUAAGAGGAGCCUGAGGGAGAAGUUGCUCACUUCUCAGCUCAUGCAAUAGAGGGGAUUUCUACUUAUAACACAAUGCGGGUUAAGGGAACUCACAAUAAGAAAUCAUUCUUUAUGUUAGUGGAUUCGGGUUCCAUGCAUAACUUUAUGGAUCCUCACACUGCAAAAGAUUGGGUUGUUCCUUGUUGCCAAGCAAUAAUGCUAAAGUGAGAGUAGCAGAUGGUUACAACCUUCAGGUGUUGGCUAAGAUUGCAAGGUUUGGAUGGGAGAUUCAUGGUACUAAGUUUGUUGCAGAUUUCAUGGUCAUACCACUGAAGGGCAUUGAUGCAGUAUUAGGGAUACAAUGGCUUAAACCGCUGGGACCUAUCACAUGGGAUUUUACACUGUUAACAAUGAAGUUUCUCUGGGAAAAGAAGAAGGUGAAAAUUCAUGGGGUGCAGCCAGAGUCAGUCCGUUCUGUUAAAAUGGAAAAGCUGAAUAAACUAAAAUGGGAAGAUAUUCAGUUGUCUAUGUUGUGUGUUACUCAGAAAAUAGAAGAAGAAGAGGAGUGCUUAUUAUCUGCUAUAACAACAGAAGAGACACAAACAACAAAGUUAACAUCAACCUCUAUGUUAUUGGAGGAGUUUGUUGAUGUGUUUGCAGAACCACAGGGACUGCCUCCUUUCCGCAAACAUCAUGACCAUAAAAUUCAACUGAUGGAGGGAGCAAACCCAGUAAACAUGAGACCUUAUAGAUACGCAGUUGAAUAGAAAGAUGCCAUCAAAAAGUUGGUAAAGGAUAUGCUAGCUGAAGGUCUUGUGCAGCCAAGUUCUAGUCCCUUUGCUUCUCCAGUGAUAUUGGUUAAGAAGAAGGAUGGUACUUGGCGUCUCUGUGUCGACUACAGAGGGUUAAACAAUAUCACUAUUAAAGACGGUUUUCCUAUUCCCCUGAUAGAGGAUUUAAUGGAUGAGUUGGGUGGCGCAGUGAUUUUUUCGAAAUUGGACUUAAGAGCAGGGUAUAUCAUCAAGUGAGGAUGGCAGUGGAGGAUAUUCAUAAAACCGCUUUCUAAACUCAUAGUGGUCAUUAUGAGUAUCAGGUGAAGCCCUUUGGUUUAACAAACUCACCAGCUACUUUUCAGGGGCUAAUGAAUGAAACAUUAAGGGAAUUCUUGAGGAAGUUUGUGUUGAUUUUUUUUUAUGAUAUUCUCGUCUAUAGUGACUCUGAAGAAGCCCACCUCCAACAUCUGAAAUGUGUUCUGGAAACAAUGAGGAGUCAGAAACUGUACGCUAAGAAGAGUAAAUGUUCUUUUGCAGCAUCACGGGUAGAGUAUCUGGGUCACUUUAUUGAUAAAAAUGGUAUAUCUACGGAUCCAGC